Notechis scutatus (mainland tiger snake) is the source of this 1193-nucleotide messenger RNA. The record is from RefSeq and is a predicted model, not a curated record. NCBI's taxonomy places the organism in Eukaryota, Metazoa, Chordata, Lepidosauria, Squamata, Elapidae.
AUGGCGGCGCGGGAGAGGGAAAGGCCCGGCCGGGUCAGCCGCGGAGGAGCCGCCUCUGCCUCCUGCUCUUCCAGACGCAGCGGGAGCGACCUCGGCGCCGCGCAGGGCCAAUCGGGGGCCGCGCUUUUGGAGCGUCACUUCCGGCGCGCGGCGCGGGAGCCCGGCUGGGGGCGUUGCCAUGGGGAUCGCCUCCCACCCGGAACCCCGCAACGGUUCCGCAUCGUCAGCUCUGCACCCGGGGAAAGGAGCGGGGAGGCCGGAGCGAGGUCCGGUUUGGCCCGGAAAGAGGAGCCCCCGGCACGCUACCCAGCCACCCCCGCCGCCCUUUUGCAGAGCGACGGCAAGGAGAAGCGGAACCCCUCCGGGCCGAGACGCCCCUACCCGGCCAUGAUGUGCCGGGGCACCCGCAGCCUCCUCCGGCACCCGCAGCGGGUCCUGCGCGCCUGGGCGCCUCUGCUGGGCGCGGGCAUCGGCCGGGCGCAUUCGGGGCGCUCGGCUGCUGCUCCUCCUUCCCGGCCGCUGCGGGUGCUGGUGGACAUGGACGGGGUGCUGGCCGACUUCGAGGGGGGGUUCUUGGAGAAGUACCGCGCCCGGUACCCGGACCUGCCCUACAUCGCGCUGGACGAGCGGCGCGGCUUCUGGGUCUCGGAGCAAUACGGGAAGCUCCAGCCUGGACUGAGCGAAAAGGCUAUCAGUAUUUGGGAAUCCAAGAACUUUUUCAUGGAGCUCAACCCUCUGCCAGGGGCUGUGGAAGCUCUGAAGGAGAUGGCAGAAUUAGAAGCGACUGAAGUCUUCAUAUGCACGAGUCCCAUCAAGAAGUAUCGCUACUGCCCGUAUGAAAAGUUCGCUUGGAUAGAGAAGCAUUUCGGACACGAAUUUUUGGAGCACGUGAUUCUCACCCGGGAUAAGACCAUCGUCUCUGGGCAUGUACUGAUUGAUGACAGGCCUGAUAUCGUAGGAGUGGAACGGACUCCCACCUGGGAGCACGUGCUUUUCACCGCCUGCCACAACAAGCAUCUGCAGCUCCCAGCUUCUUGCCACCGGUUGCACUCGUGGGCUGAUGAUUGGAAGGCCCUCUUGGAAAGCAAGCGAACUUGCUGAAGCUUGGAGAGUUCUCAGCAAGGCCAGCCAAGAGUGGGUCUGGUUGCCUGAGGCUAUUUUCUUGAGUUUCUGGCCAGAAGAAGAAGAAGAAG